CGCAAACGGGUGGCCGAGCUAAUUUAGGCGCACCGAGCAAGCAUAUGAUCAGACAUCGCUCUGCUGGCUGCGUAAAGUAAAAGGAGACCUAGAGAGUAGAGAGAGAGAAAGAAAGAGGGGAGGAGGAGGAAGAAGGAAGAUGGGUCGUGGGAAGGUGGAGAUGAGGCGGAUCGAGAACAAGAUAAGCCGGCAGGUGACCUUCGCCAAGCGCCGGAACGGGCUGCUCAAGAAGGCCUACGAGCUCUCGCUGCUCUGCGACGCCGAGGUCGCCCUCAUCAUCUUCUCCGGCCGCGGCCGCCUCUUCGAGUUCUCAAGCUCCUCAUGCAUGUACAAAACUCUUGAGAGAUACCGCACCUGCAACUCCAACUCACAGGAAGCAACACCUCAGGUAGAAAAUGAGAUCAGUAAUUCUUCUCGGAACUAUCUUGUUUGUUUGGCCAACAUGAUUAAUUACCAGGAAUAUUUAAAGCUGAAGACAAGAGUUGAAUUUCUUCAAAGUUCACAAAGAAAUAUUCUCGGUGAGGAUCUGGGCCCACUUAGCAUGAAGGAGCUUGACCAGAUAGAGAACCAAAUAGAUGCAUCCCUCCAGCAUAUCAGGUCAAAAAAGAAUCAAGUAUUACUCGAUCAGCUAUUUGAACUGAAAAGUAAGGAGCAAGAAUUGCAGGAUGAAAACAAAGACUUGAGGAAGAAGCUGCAAGACACCACCACCACCAGCUGCGGAGAGAAUGCGGUCCAUAUGUCCUGGCAAGACGGUGGGCAGAGUAGCUCCAGAAGGCAUGCCACUGAGCCUUACCCGGGAGUACUCCAACACCCGGAGCAUGAUACCUCCAUGCAAAUUGGGUAUCCUCAGGCCUACAUGGACCAGCUGAACAACAGAGAUCACAUGGCUUCACAGCGCCCUGGUGGACAUCCUGGAUCGUCUGCAGGUUGGAUAUGAUUAACUGAUGUGGAGCUGCGUCCCGUCACCGUGUACUGUAGCUAUUGUAUUUGGACUUGAGUGACAAUUGCUAUGUUCUUUUGUGUGUGUACCGGAGUUGUGGUGGUGAGCACCACAUGUAUCUACUGAAAUUACGUGUAUGCUAAGCUGCGUUGUACGCUGACGAGGCCAAAAGUUGGACAGUGUGUGAGGUGUGCUGAUGGCGCUAUUGUUCUUUUUUCUUGGAUGAACAUGCAUUAUGAAACACUGAA
This is a messenger RNA of Hordeum vulgare subsp. vulgare (domesticated barley), 1188 nucleotides long. Its product is annotated as MADS-box transcription factor 1-like. Gene Ontology annotation, biological process: positive regulation of transcription by RNA polymerase II. The record is from RefSeq and is a predicted model, not a curated record. The transcript has 9 exons. Gene Ontology annotation, molecular function: DNA-binding transcription factor activity, RNA polymerase II-specific; protein dimerization activity; RNA polymerase II cis-regulatory region sequence-specific DNA binding. The coding region runs from base 140 to 937 and encodes 265 amino acids. Gene Ontology annotation, cellular component: nucleus. NCBI's taxonomy places the organism in Eukaryota, Viridiplantae, Streptophyta, Magnoliopsida, Poales, Poaceae.